Messenger RNA from Limulus polyphemus (Atlantic horseshoe crab), 712 nucleotides. RefSeq names its product non-structural maintenance of chromosomes element 4 homolog A-like. The record is from RefSeq and is a predicted model, not a curated record. Gene Ontology annotation, cellular component: Smc5-Smc6 complex; nucleus. Gene Ontology annotation, biological process: DNA repair. NCBI's taxonomy places the organism in Eukaryota, Metazoa, Arthropoda, Merostomata, Xiphosura, Limulidae. The annotation marks the transcript as partial. The transcript has 6 exons.
AAAACCAAGAGAUUUUAGAGUUAGAACCUGACCAUUUAGGGAAUUGUUUACUACAUGCUGAUACUCUUUUUGAGAAAGUAAAAAGAACAAGAGAAGCUGCUCUUGAUGCCAAGUUUGUGUCACUGUGUGCUGUUCUUAGCAAGCAAAAGGCAGAGGCACUUAAUACUAACUUGAUAUCCUUUCAACCCACAGAGUUUGCAGACAAAUUGGAAACAUUUCUAGGAAGAUUAGCAGAGACAGAUAAUGACAUUAUGCAUGAUAGACAAAACGAGUAUAAUCUUAUUAUACCAAAACAUAAAUGGGUUAUGUUUGGCAAAACCAUUAUUACAGUCUUUCAUAAAGCACCAGCAUUUCACUUGAUGUUUGGUUGUUUUGAAAGUGGCCCUGUGAAGUACAAGAAAAGAAUUCACAAUGUUCCAAGAGACGAUAAAGAUGCAGCAUCAACCAACCUUGUUAUGCCUCAAAAUGUAACAGAUAUGGGAAAUUCGUAUCAGGAGACUACAACCCAAGAAGUUGAAAGACUCUUUGCUCUUCUACAAAGGCUUUAUAAUAGAAAUGACAGGCAGCCAGUCUGUUAUUUUCAAUUUGUUGUUAAUCCACAGUCAUUUACUCAGACUGUCGAAAAUAUAUUCCAUGUUUCGUUUUUGAUCAAGGUAAGAAAUAUGUCUGUGUUCUGUGAAAUUGUUAAUAUCUAAAUCAGUUUGUUGUGUUA